This is a messenger RNA of Ipomoea triloba (trilobed morning glory), 1681 nucleotides long. Its product is annotated as protein FAM136A-like. The transcript is spliced from 3 exons. Gene Ontology annotation, cellular component: cytoplasm. The record is from RefSeq and is a predicted model, not a curated record. NCBI's taxonomy places the organism in Eukaryota, Viridiplantae, Streptophyta, Magnoliopsida, Solanales, Convolvulaceae. The coding region runs from base 91 to 537 and encodes 148 amino acids.
UUCAAUUCCUUGAAGUCUCGCACUAUCUUUCCAUGCCUAUUAUGCGCAAAUAGGGUAGAGCAAAUUGCAGUCCUCUGUGAAUUGUGAUAGAUGGAUCACUUGGCAGACGCCGAAGAGCAACUGGUAGCGGAGAUAAUGAGGCAAAAACUCAAUGAAAUCACCGCAGCUACGGAGGCCCAACUUUCCGGUGUCAAAGACCACGUCAAUUUCACCCUUCAGCAAGCAUACUUCAAAUGCGCUUAUGAGUGCUUCGAUAGGAGCAAAACUCAAGAGGAGAUAGGGAACUGUGUGGAGUAUUGCACCGUCCCUGUUCUCAAAGCCCAUUAUCUUGUGGAGGAUGAAACGGCUAAAUUUGCAGAAAACAUGAAAAGGUCAUUGACACAUUGCCAAGACAAAUUUGUAGCUGCAAAACUCCAGCAGGAUGGCAAUACCAUCAAGGUCUUGGAAUCUUGUGUUGACCUGUCAACUCAACACUGCUUAAAGACAUUACCUUACCUUGUCAGACAAUUAAAGACUUCUCUUGACAUAACAGAAUAGAGGUCCAUUUAUUCCACUUAAUCAUAUCCCUCUUAUUAACUUCUGAUUAAAUGCUGAUAUCAUUAGAGUAGAGUGCAGAGAGUCACUGUACAGGGAAACAGAUGAUGAUUAAUGCAGUACUUACCAAAUUUUACUUCAAGACCAUAUCCUGCUUUCUGGUUUAGUUUUACUUCUGUUCAAUCUAUCAAAGGGUCUGCCCUUACAUAUGUAUCUAUUCUAGUCCAAUAUAACUGUAUAAUAAUCUUGAUUUAGGAAAUUUAUGAACCUUUUGUAACCAUGCAUUGCCACAUCUUGAAACAUGUUGUAUGUGCAAUGGCAAGAAUGAAACUGCCUUUCACUUGUUUGUAAGAUGCCCUUUUGCUUGACAAUGCGGGGAUGCUAUUGGGGGUAUUGACUACUGGAGCAGCCAAUCUAUUCUGGAUUGGUUGGAGCAGAACUUCAGGAAGCUAAGCGAUAAUGAACUUUGCUUGUUGAUCACAGUCUGCUGGAAAAUUUGGGAGGCCAGGAAUGAUAAAACUUGGAACCACACUUCUACCCCUGUGCAUGCAGUUAUUGGAGGAGCUCAAACCUUUCUUUGUCAGUGGCAGGAGGUCAAUUUUGGAGCCAACCAGUUUGCGAAUGGGGAUGAUCACGCUGCCCGCUGGGAAAAGCCUCCACCAGGGUGGAAGAAGAUCAACAUCAAUGCGGCUCUUGGUAUCUCUAAUAGGAAGAUGGGUUUCGGGCUUGUUCUUAGAGACUCCAAUGGUGACUUCAUUGCUGCUAGAGAGGUCCCCAUGAUGGUGAUACACAAUCCAGAUGAGGCUGAAGCGAUGGCCGUCAAGGAAGCGUUGAAAUGGCUGAAGGAGCUACAUGCUGAUGAUAUCCAGGUGGAAUCUGAUUGCUUGAAGGUCAUCAAUGGAAUCCAUGACGAGCACUUAACUACUUCUUUUGAUCUUAUAGUCAAUGACAUUAGAGAAAUAGCUAAAGAUUUUACUAAUCUUUGCUUUUUGUUUGUUAAACGGUCUGCAAAUAGGGUCGUCCAUUUGUUAGUUAGAGAGUCCUUAUCUAGGGUCGUCCAUUUGUUAGUUAGAGAGUCCUUAUUUAAGACUGACCGUGUAGACUGCUUCUCGGUCCCGUUCUUUUCCAUUGCUCAUGUUUUGGAUCU